UUUAUUCCUCUACAAAACUUAAUAUAACUUUCACUUGUAUGUGUUAAAAAACAGGCAAAGAAGCAGCCUUCUUAUCUCUGAUCUACUGGUUUACAGAGGCUGUUUUUGCUGACAGCUGCUCUGCUGCAAAAGCCUGCUGUCCUUACUAAAAAAUGACCAGUGCUAGCCUAAACCUAGAGAAAAACUUUUAUAAACAGGCUUUCUGUGUUUUUAAGCCUGGGUUGUUUCUGCGGACUUGCAUGUUAUUGAAACACCUAUGCCUAAGGGGCUAAAUGAAGGUUAUGGGUCUUUAGCAGGUAAAGAAGCAAACUCUUUCUCUCUGAUCCACUCACUCACUCACAGGGUACGUCUACACUACGGGAUUAUUCCGAUUUUACAUAAACCGGUUUUGUAAAACAGAUUGUAUAAAGUCGAGUGCAGGCGGCCACACUAAGCACAUUAAUUCGGCGGUGUGCAUCCAUGUACCGAGGUUAGCGUCAAUUUCCAGAGCAUUGCACUGUGGGUAGCUAUUCCGUAGCUAUCCCAUAGUUCCCGCAGUCUCCCCCGCCCCUUGGAAUUCUGGGUUGAGAUCCCAGUGCCUGAUGGGGCAAAAAACAUUGUCGCGGGUGGUUCUGGGUACAGCCUCACCCUUCCCUCCGUGAAAGCAGCAGACAACCGUUUCGCACCUUUUUUCCUGGCUGAACUGUGCAAACGCCAUAGCACAGCAAGCAUGGACCCUGCUCAGAUCAAGACCGCAAUCGUGGACGUUGUAAACACCUCGCGCAUUCUCAUGCAGUCUAUGCUGAACUAUGACCUGCAAAGCCAGGCGAGGAGGUCGCGGCUACGGCAUAGCGGCGACGAGAGUGAUGAGGACAUGGACACAGAAUUAUCUCAAACCACAAGCCCCUGAGCUUUGGAGAUCCUGCUGGUAAUAGGGCAGGUUCUAGCCAUUGAACACCGAAUUUGGGCCCGGGAAACAAGCACAGGCAGGUGGGACUGCAUAGUUUUGCAGGUUUGGGACGAUUCGCAGUGGCUGCGAAACUUUCGCAUGCAUAAGGGCACUUUCAUGGAACUUUGUGACUUGCUUUCCCCUACCCUGAAACUCCAGAAUACCAAGAUGAGAGCAGCCCUCACAGUGGAGAAGUGAGUGGCAAUAGCCCUGUGGAAGCUUGCAACGCCAGACAGCUACUGGUCAGUCGGGAAUCAAUUUGGAGUGGGAAAAUCUACUGUGGGGGCUGCUGUGAUGCAAGUAGCCAAAGCAAUCAUUAAGCUGCUGCUACCAAAGGUUGUGACUCUGGGAAACGUGCAGGUCAUAGUGGAUGUCUUUGCUGCAAUGGGAUUCCCUAACUGUGGGGGGGCGAUAGAUGGAACCCAUAUCCCUAUCUUGGCACUGGAGCACCAGGGCACCCAGUAUGUAAACCGCAAGGGGUACUUUUCCAUGGUGCUGCAAGCACUGGUGGAUCACAAGGGACAUUUCACCAGCAUCCAUGUGGGAUGGCCAGGAAGGGUUCAUGACGGUCGCGUCUUCAGGAACACUACUCUGUUUAAACAGCUGCAGCAAGGGAAUUACUUCCCAGAUCAGAAAACAACAGCUGGGGAUGUAGAUAUGCCUAUAGUGAUCCUGGGUGACCCAGCCUACCCCUUGAUGCCAUGGCUCAUGAAGCCAUACACAGGCAGCCUGGACAGUAGUCAGGAGCUGUUCAGCUACAGGCUGAGCAAGUGCAGAAUGGUGGUAGAAUGUGCAUUUGGCCGUUUAAAAGCCCGCUGGCGCACAUUACUGACUUGCUCAGACCUCAGCCAAACCAAUGUCCCCAUUGUUAUUGCUGCUUGCUGUGUGCUCCACAAUCUCUGUGAGAGUAAGGGGGAGACUUUUAUGGUGGGGUGGGAGGCUGAGGCAAAUCACCUGGCCACUGAUUACGCGCAGCCAGACACCAGGGUGAUUAGAAGAGCACACCAGGAAGCGGUGCGCAUCAGAGAAGCUUUGAAAACGAGUUUCAUCAUGGGCCAGGGUACGGUGUGACUGUUGUGUUUUUUUCCCCCUGAUGAAGCACCCCCUUGAUUGACUCAUUCCCUGUAAGCAACCUACCCUCCCCCUUCUAUUACAGCUUGCUUAAGGAAAUAAAGUCACUAUCGUUUAAAAAUCAUGUAUUCUUUAUUAAAAAGUCACUAUAAAAAGAGGGAGAGAACUGACAGGGUAUCUCGGGUGCGGUUUGGGAGGAGGUUGGAGGGAAGGAAAA
Molecule: messenger RNA, 2216 nt
Organism: Gopherus flavomarginatus (Mexican gopher tortoise)
Lineage: Eukaryota; Metazoa; Chordata; Testudines; Testudinidae
Exons: 2
Coding region: 1223-1999 (258 amino acids)
Source: RefSeq, a predicted model, not a curated record